Thlaspi arvense is the source of this 519-nucleotide messenger RNA. The record is from the annotation of a GenBank genome assembly. NCBI's taxonomy places the organism in Eukaryota, Viridiplantae, Streptophyta, Magnoliopsida, Brassicales, Brassicaceae.
AUGAAGACAGGUUGGAGAACAUACCGUAGACCAGACGAGAAGUCAGGAGGGCAUGGCGUUGGCUGGAGUCCUAUUAUCCCUUACGCCUUCUCUGUUCCUCAAGAUUGGAAUGAGGUACCUGUAUCGAUCGCUGAUCUUGGUGGCACCGAGAUUGACCUGAGAUUUGCUAGUCCUAAAGAAGGCCGCUUGUCUGUUAUUGUCGCUCCCGUUCUAAGAUUCGCAGAUAAUCUUGGGGAUGACGUUAAGAUUGAAAAUAUUGGACCACCAGCGAAGGUGAUCAACGCGUUUGGACCAGAAGUUAUUGGAGAAAACGUUGAAGGGAAAGUGUUGAGUUCAAAUGUAGCAGAACACGAGGGUAGGCUCUAUUACCAGUUCGAGCUAGAGCCGCCUCAUGUACUGAUCACCGCAACAGCUGCCGGAAACCGCCUUUACUUGUUCAGUGUCACCGGAAACGGGCUUCAAUGGAAGAGAUACUACAAGGAUCUCAAGAGGAUAGCCACUUCGUUCCGUGUUGUUUAA